AUGGCUUCCUACCGUCGCUCCGACUUUGAGGAGCGAGACACUUACUAUUCUGACCGUCCACCCCGCCGAGGCGGUCGUGAUGUCGACAAUGUUGAAAUCUACGAACGCGAACGCCGUGAGGAGCGUCGAUCACCUCCACGACGCCCCGUCAACGUCGAUGAGCUCGACGUACGUGUCCGGGACAGUGUUAUCGUGGCCCGUCCCCCCACACCGCCUCCACCACCACCGGCGCCUCGCCGUACACGCGACACUGAGAUUGAUAUUUACACAUCACGCAAUGAGACUGAGGUUGAUAUUCACAAGACGACCUCGCAUUCGCACAGUCGUACACGAGGUCGCUCCCAGUCUCGCGACCGUCUGCCGGUUUCCAGACCCACCUAUAAUCAUCAACACUACCACGAUGACGAGAUUCUAGUACGUUCAGAACGAGAUCGACUCCGUGUAGAUAUUGAUGAGCGACGUGGGAUGGCUGGCCACCGUCGCGCACAUUCCGCGGCCCCGGAGCGCGUUGACUACAGUGAUGAGGCUGAGUACAUCACCUCGAAGAUUGAUAGCCGAGGCCGUAUGGGCGAAGCCUGGCACGGAGCAACACGGGACUGGACCAUCGUUGAUGUGCCGCCUGGAACGGAACGCGUUAAGAUGGACGGCGUCGGUGGUGGCGGUGCCGAGGUAACUUGGCAGCGGUAUAACGGUGUGCGGCGAGCCAAGUUCAUCCCGGAGCGUGAGUCCAGCGGCGCGCUCGUGCCGCUCCAAACGUCACCCAACACGUCCUCCACGACCAUCAUAUCAGAACGUGAUCGCAUAGCUCCCUCGCCUCGGGAUGCCGAGCGAGACCGUCUCAGCGUACAGAUUUACGAUAAGAACCGUGAGAUCGACGUUGAAAAGGUGACGGAUCGCAGGAUCAGCCUCCGGCCAUCGGCUCCGGCACCAGUCAAGCGCAGUGAUAUGUGGACAGAGAUUACUAAAGAUCUCGUCGUCCGUGAGGCCAUCGAAGAAAUGGGAUAUGAGUACGAAGAGACUGAAUUUUUCUACUACGUCAUGCAAUACCUACGCUAUGAGGAUGUCCUUCAGCUCGUGCAGAUGUCUGACAACAUCCGCCGCCGCCGAAAGGAUCGCGUUCGUGAAAUCCAAUGGGAACGCGAGUAUCGUGACGAAUGGGAGCGGGAGAGGCACCAUCAUCAUCACCACAGUCAUAGCCGUCACAGACGACCAAAGUGGGACGAGGACGAACGCAUCGUGGAACGCGAGGUCAUCUACGAUCGCGCGCCUAGAUACCUGCGUUAG
Phaeoacremonium minimum UCRPA7 is the source of this 1284-nucleotide messenger RNA. Its product is annotated as putative conserved glutamic acid rich protein. Bases 1 to 1284 code for a protein of 427 amino acids. NCBI's taxonomy places the organism in Eukaryota, Fungi, Ascomycota, Sordariomycetes, Togniniales, Togniniaceae. The record is from RefSeq and is a predicted model, not a curated record. The transcript has 3 exons.